Phanerochaete carnosa HHB-10118-sp is the source of this 1218-nucleotide messenger RNA. RefSeq lists its product as uncharacterized. The record is from RefSeq and is a predicted model, not a curated record. The transcript has 6 exons. Bases 397 to 1218 code for a protein of 273 amino acids. Lineage: Eukaryota; Fungi; Basidiomycota; Agaricomycetes; Polyporales; Phanerochaetaceae.
CUGUCACGCAGGCACACAAACUGCUCUUCCUAAGAACGGAUGCACGUCGUUCACGACGAGGGAGGCUGAAAUUUGGCCGCUGUGGCGUACAGCGCACAUGGUAGGCCACCACCGCUCUCCGUAUUUUCUCUGAUGAUAGGCUCCUCGGAGGCUGGAAUCCCGUUUUGGGAAGCUACAAAACUUUGAAAGGGUGGAGCAAAUUUCGCCCCUUAUAUGCAAACGCAGUAAUGAGUAAUUCGCCCCUCAGCUGUACCCUUUUUCGAUUUUCACCACGCUCGGCUUGUGAGGUCGCAACUUAUAAAAUGAAGUCAUCGCAAAGGCCUCCUGAUUCCCCCAAGUAUUGUUCUCCCAGUCUCUUCUGCUGAGCAGACUGUCGGCGUGCUUCCUGCGGUAGAUAUGGCUUUGUCUUCUUCCUUACUCCUUUUGGCUCUCGCCUGUGCCCUGUUCAACGUUUCGUUCGCAUGGCGAGGGCUUCAUGUUAACGUUGCUGAGGGACCUGCAGGAACCCUGCAGGAGAUGACGAACGCGGAGAGGUUGACGAAGGGUCUUCCUCUCAAGAAGCCUCGGUUCAACCGCCGUGGCGGGAACGGACAGCCCACGCCAUCCUCUGCAUUCACCAGUAUCACGGUGCCGACCCCGUCUAUUUCGAUCAUCGUAUCUAUCCCGUCUACUUCGCCCACCCCGACCGUCACCCCCGGCACCAUCGCGUGUGCCCAAGCAACCGGCACGAUCAAAGUCACCUCAAAGGACGGCUCACUCAAUGGCCACAUGAGCCCUGCCAAUGAGGAGGGUCUCUAUGGCUACACCACCGACGCCUCAUCGGCGGUGAAGUUCACGUACAGCUCCUGUGCUUCAGCCCCGUUUGAUAUCACUGGAGAAGCCACUGAAUCAGAGGGCACGACGUUCGAUCUCCUCGGCGGCGUCCAGGACUCGCGCAGUGGCUGCUUCCUGAUUGGAAACGUCCCGCAGACCGAACCGCAGUCGAGCCCGAUGACGCUGCCCAAUCCCUUGGCGAGCAUCCUCGGCCUCUCGGCCUCCCAGGUCUCCAGCUCGAUCUGGAGCGUCGGCGACAGAGCCUUGACCGCCUACCUUCCUAGCGAUGGCUCUGACACUGCCGCCACACCCAUCACCUACAACACCGGCACUGGACUCUUCGCGUUCAACCCGGAUGGCAAGUGCACCGGUACGGACACGACUUUCACCUUCGUGUCCGCGUAA